Messenger RNA from Lytechinus variegatus (green sea urchin), 1954 nucleotides. RefSeq lists its product as uncharacterized. The transcript has 3 exons. The record is from RefSeq and is a predicted model, not a curated record. Bases 41 to 457 code for a protein of 138 amino acids. Lineage: Eukaryota; Metazoa; Echinodermata; Echinoidea; Temnopleuroida; Toxopneustidae.
UACCGUACUUCACACAAAGCACUCGAAACUUGUCGAAAUUAUGACGGACAAAAGCAACAGUGCCAGGGAUUCAUUUCAAAAUACAUGCUCACGAGGCAGUAUUUCAGAAGCAGUGUGGCCAUGUGGAGAUUUAGGUCACGAGAAGCAUGAUACCGCUGAAAAGAAAAAGUUCCCUCAGGAUAUGCCAGCUACAAGCUAUGGGAUGGGAGAGGGAAAGAGCAAUGAAGGUGAAUUUGAUUACCAAAAAGAAAUGCAGGGCUUAGAAAAGCUUUCAGCUGAGCUGGACUCUGUCAGACAACAAGUUAUGGCUGACAUCUUGCGUUGCCAACUCUUGCAAGUGGACCUGGCUACCCAGUUCAACCCAGGACUAGUCCAGCAGCUGAGAUCCACCAAACUCUCCUGUGAGAAAUGCGAGAGUACCCUUGAUGACUCGUUUGAAGCAGACGUAAAUCAAUGAAAGGAAAAUGUUGAUUACAAAGUGGGUGAUUUCAAAUUUGUUGUUGAUGCUCGCCUUGAUGUUGGAAGCAGAAUUCAAUUUGCCAUAUGUCCUGUGAGUUUAUGAAAACGAUUCAAGUCAUAUUGUUUUUAGCUCCACAUAUAGUGAAAUAUGUCGAAUGGCCAGCUCCAAUUUCAGUUUGGGUGCUGUGCUGGAUCUCAGUAUUGACCUUAACACCAACACCAAAGGAUCGAUAUCAAACUUACAAUCAAUGUUGAUAAAAUUGUGUCACAUAAUUCAAGUGUACUUCAAAAACAGGUGUAUGUAUUGUACCUUAGUAUAUUCUGUUAAUAUAUGUAUAUACAUUUACAUAAAUUAUUCAUUUUUAUACAAUUCAAGUUAUGGUGUGUGAAGCAGAGUUCAGGUUAUAAUUUUCAUGCAGCAAAAAAAAAAAGUAUUGACUAAUACCGUGUUAUUUUAGUGUGUUAGUCUUCUUUGAUUUUUUGUGUACCUCCAACACAAUUGUAUUUUUUCCUUCCCCCCCCCCUUUAUGCAUGCUUUCAGAAUGCUUUUCAUAAUGCUUUUCAUGUAUUUGCCUUUGCCAAUACAAAAGUGUUUAUGUUGUACAUAAGCAGAAACUAAAAUACCAUGAUCAGGGUCUUUAUUCAAGCAUUUAAAGUAUUAAUGAUGCCCCCUUUGUUUUGUACACAUGUACAUGUAUAAUUUAUUUGGUAAUUAUGUGCAAGAUUAGGAGAGUAAAGAUACUGACCCCUAUUCUGAAGUCUGGUUUAACUUGGACCGUGGUUCAACUCCAUGCUAAAAUUAUGGGAAGCCAAAAGUGUCAAAAGUUUGAUUACGUUAUUGAAUGUUUCUUAUGUUAACUGUGCUCUAUCCUGAUCCUUCAAUGUUGAAGACAAUUAUCUUAUUUGUACUUCCUAGACAAUUGAGAUUUGAGCGUCAAAUGAGCUGAAAUAUUAUAUCUCUACUACAUGUAUUAGUGAUUUAUGACACAAUUGGCUAUCCAUACUUCAACCACAACUUUAAAUCUGAAUUUAAAUUAAACUCGACUUCAGAAUACAGGCCACUGAUUUUGUUUCCUGCUGAAAGAAUAAAAAAAGACCUUGCCCUUGAAUCUUGACCCAUAGAGGCAUACAGCUUUGGUACAAAUGAGAUUACGGUACUGUUCUCUUGUUCCUCAAAUUGGCAGUAAUCUCAGAUAAUUCCCUAUUCAUUGAAUAUAGGUAACAGUAAAAUUUUUGGCUAUAACAAAAUAAUUGCCAAUUUGAAUUUUAAAGGGAUUUUGUUGUUUUCUGCACAUUGCCAAUUUAGUGAUGUUUGUUCUUUUAAAACAGAUAUGUGUAUUUAUUCUACUUUUCUAACUAAAAUGAAAUUUGUACAUACAAUGUACUUUUAAAUCGUCUAUAGCAGGAGUGAAGAUAGAAAUUAUAGCAGACAAAAUUGGUGUAUAUUUCACCACCUUGAUUGCAUUUCAUUUAAAAUUAAAUCAUUCUUAUUGUA